Messenger RNA from Sapajus apella (tufted capuchin), 1411 nucleotides. It is a transcript of the gene EHD2, whose product is annotated as EH domain containing 2. Gene Ontology annotation, biological process: cilium assembly; endocytic recycling; protein localization to plasma membrane. Gene Ontology annotation, molecular function: GTP binding; cadherin binding. The coding region runs from base 235 to 1248 and encodes 337 amino acids. The transcript is spliced from 4 exons. Gene Ontology annotation, cellular component: plasma membrane; recycling endosome membrane; endocytic vesicle. NCBI's taxonomy places the organism in Eukaryota, Metazoa, Chordata, Mammalia, Primates, Cebidae. The record is from RefSeq and is a predicted model, not a curated record.
CGCCUCGUCCCGCCCCUCCCUACCGUCCUCCCUCCCGUUCUCUCCGCUCCGGGCCCCACCCGGCUCAGACGGCUCCGGACGGGACUGCGAGCACAGGCCGCUCCAAGGGCGCCUCGGAUCCCCGCGGGACCCCCGCGCCCAGCCCGCCCAGCCCGCUGCAGCCGCCAGCGCGCCCCGUCGGCAGAUCUUCACCUGCUCGUCUCUCCGCGAACCCCGUGGGCAGGCGCGACCACCAUGUUCAGCUGGCUGAAGCGGGGCGGGGCCCGGGGCCAGCAGCCCGAGGCCAUCCGCACAGUGACCUCGGCCCUCAAGGAGCUGUACCGCUCGAAGCUGCUGCCUCUGGAGGAGCACUACCGCUUCGGGGCCUUCCACUCGCCGGCCCUGGAGGACGCAGACUUCGACGGCAAGCCCAUGGUGCUGGUGGCCGGCCAGUACAGCACGGGCAAGACCAGCUUCAUCCAGUACCUGCUGGAGCAGGAGGUACCCGGCUCCCGCGUGGGGCCCGAGCCCACCACCGACUGCUUCGUGGCCGUCAUGCACGGGGACACCGAGGGCACCGUGCCCGGCAACGCUCUCGUCGUGGACCCAGAUAAGCCCUUCCGCAAACUCAACCCCUUCGGAAACACCUUCCUCAACAGGUUCAUGUGUGCCCAGCUCCCCAACCAGGUCCUGGAGAGCAUCAGCAUCAUCGACACCCCAGGCAUCCUGUCGGGUGCCAAGCAGAGGGUGAGCCGAGGCUACGACUUCCCGGCCGUGCUGCGCUGGUUUGCGGAGCGCGUGGACCUCAUCAUCCUGCUCUUCGACGCGCACAAGCUGGAGAUCUCCGACGAGUUCUCCGAGGCCAUCGGCGCGCUGCGGGGCCACGAGGACAAGAUCCGCGUGGUGCUCAACAAGGCCGACAUGGUGGAGACGCAGCAGCUGAUGCGCGUCUACGGCGCGCUCAUGUGGGCGCUGGGCAAGGUGGUGGGCACGCCCGAGGUGCUGCGCGUCUACAUCGGCUCCUUCUGGUCCCAGCCCCUCCUCGUGCCCGACAACCGGCGCCUCUUCGAGCUGGAGGAGCAGGACCUCUUCCGCGACAUCCAGGGCUUGCCCCGGCACGCCGCCUUGCGCAAGCUCAACGACCUGGUGAAGAGGGCCCGGCUGGUGCGGGUGAGUUGUCCGGGGGCUGGGCGCGCAUUCUGGGAGGAGGGCGCAGGGGGAGCCCCUGCCUUUCCUCGGUCCUCGCCUACCAGUGCUGCGAGGCCCUGACUUACCAGUGCCCAGAUCAGUUUUCUUGAAGUUGGGUCAUUCCGGCGCGGAGUGGAGCGGGGAGGGGAACUGCAGGCAUGCUCAUUCCUCCGCCUCUCCAUUUCUGUGUCAAAUCCGUGGCUCCCUGGCUUUGCUGUCCUGAUAUUCCUUCUCUUCGUUCUUC